AGCCCACGGAGAACAGCGCGGCUAGAACCCACCCGCGGCCACAGCUCCCGCGCGGACAUGGCCGCGGGGCCCGGGGCGCGGGCGGCGAUGGCUCUGCGCGCCUGAUAGUGCGGAGCAUGUACGGCAAGGCGGGCAAGGGCUGCGCGCCCUCGGACGGCCAGGCGCGGGAGAAGCUUGCGCUGUAUGUGUAUGAGUACCUGCUGCACGUGGGGGCCCAGAAGUCAGCACAGACCUUCCUGUCUGAGAUACGCUGGGAAAAGAACAUCACAUUGGGCGAGCCUCCUGGUUUCCUGCACGCCUGGUGGUGUGUCUUCUGGGACCUUUACUGUGCAGCACCAGACCGCAGAGAGGCUUGUGAACACGCCACUGAGACCAAAGUCUUCCAGGACUAUAGUACCACAGCCCCUACCCCUGUGAUGGGAGCCAUGGCCCCUAAUGAUGCAAUGGGGGCAGGUCCUAUGGCAGCAGGCUUCUUUCAGCCCUUCAUGUCACCACGAUUCCCAGGGGGUGCCCGGCCCACCGUAAGGAUGCCGAGCCAGCCUCCUGUGGGCCUCCCUGGCUCCCAGCCCCUCAUCCCCAGUGCCAUGGAUCCCUCCCCACGCUCACUGGGGCACCCCAGCCUGGGAGGCCCGAUGCAGAGGGUGACACCUCCGAGGGGCAUGGCCAGUGUUGGGUCCCAGGGUUAUGGAGCUGCCAUGAGGCUCCCACCCAAUUCCCUUGCCACCAACCAGGUCCUGCCAUCCAUGAACAUGGGUCCGGGGGUGCGUGGCCCGUGGGCCAGUCCCAGCGGUAACUCGAUCCCCUUUGCUUCCUCAUCUCCUGGCAGCUACACGGGACCCGCAGGAGGCGGCGGCGCCCCGGGAACACCCAUCAUGCCCAGUCCUGGAGAUUCCACCAACUCCAGUGAGAACAUGUAUACCAUCAUGAACCCCAUCGGGCCGGGCGCCGGCAGGGCUAACUUCCCGCUUGGCCCCGGCACAGAGGGCCCAAUGGCCUCUAUGGGCGCCAUGGAGACGCACCACGUGAACGGAUCCCUGGGCUCGGGCGAUAUGGACAGGGUGCCGAAGAACUCCCCCGGCGCAGUGGGCGGCCUGAGCAACCCCCCGGGGACCCCGCGCGACGAUGGCGAGAUGGCGGCUGGCGGGACCUUCCUGCAUUCGUUCCCGAGUGAAAGCUACUCCCCUGGCAUGACCAUGAGCGUGUGACAGCCCUGUCUUGCACCCAGUGUUCGGGUCGCGCUCCUGCCACCAGGACUCCUGCCCAGCCCAGAUGGCCGGCAGGUCCCCCACGAAGGACUUCAUUUUUCUACACACACACACACACACACACACACACACACACACACAGAGGCACACAUGCAAGGACCUCAGACGGAGGAAUUCAUUGAACUUCAUUUUUCUACACACAUGCACACACACACAGAGACAGGCACAUAUGCAAGGACCUCAGAGAAGUGCGGACCUUUGAACCUGUGUGCUGUUGCAGGGCUUGCAGGGCAGGGUACUGCCAAUAAACACCAUUUGGUUGUCUUUUUGGUA
This is a messenger RNA of Phodopus roborovskii (desert hamster), 1538 nucleotides long. RefSeq names its product single stranded DNA binding protein 4 (gene Ssbp4). The record is from RefSeq and is a predicted model, not a curated record. Gene Ontology annotation, molecular function: single-stranded DNA binding; protein binding. The transcript is spliced from 17 exons. Bases 117 to 1205 code for a protein of 362 amino acids. Gene Ontology annotation, biological process: positive regulation of transcription by RNA polymerase II. Gene Ontology annotation, cellular component: nucleus. Lineage: Eukaryota; Metazoa; Chordata; Mammalia; Rodentia; Cricetidae.